Molecule: messenger RNA, 1110 nt
Organism: Wallemia ichthyophaga EXF-994
Lineage: Eukaryota; Fungi; Basidiomycota; Wallemiomycetes; Wallemiales; Wallemiaceae
Product: Histone-lysine N-methyltransferase SET9
Exons: 1
Coding region: 1-1110 (369 amino acids)
Cellular component (GO): nucleus
Molecular function (GO): protein binding; histone H4K20 methyltransferase activity
Source: RefSeq, a predicted model, not a curated record
AUGUCCACUUCCACUUCAUUAGAUCAUUUAUCUCAAUGUGACAGCAUCAUUUCUUCCAUUCUGAUUGACUUGGUUUGGGGUUUUAACGUUGUAAAGCCUGCUCAGUGUAGGCUAGAUCUUGGACACUCAAAGGACACUAUCAUCGACAUGGUCAGUAGAUUAAAUUACAACACCGCAAGGCUCGAUCAGGGUUUGCUAGAACUCACUAGCAUAAAAGACUACCUCCGUAGAAAGAGGAUCCUUUUCAAGAGCCUCUUUAAAGAUCAUUUACACGUUUAUACCCUUCUAUUCCACCCUUCCACUCCUUUUGAAGUUUGUUUCAAUAGAAGACUCUCAUCCUUAACUCACAAAGAAGAAUACUCUUUGAUUGCUACCAAAAACAUCCCCUCAAACACUCCAGUCAAGAAUUGCCUUGCUACCCUCACUAAAAUCACGCCUAAACAAGACCAGUUCUUGACUGACUCUAAUAAUGACUGGAGUGUCCUCACUAGCCUUUCCUCAGGUACCCGCAUCUUCCUUGGCCCUGCCAGAUUCGCAAAUCACGACUGCAAUAACAACUGCCAACUCCAACGCACCAAAGACCACAUCAACCUCGUCACGAUAAGGUGUAUCCGUAAAGGUGAUGAAAUCCUACUCAAUUACGGCCCGCACUACUUCGGAGAGAAUAACGAAAAGUGCUUCUGUCGUUCGUGCGAGGCUGGCUGUAAGGGUGCAUUCCGACAUGCCAAUAGUGCCAAUAGUGUUAAUAGUCCAGUUGACAACCAACUCCGGACGAGAUUCAAUAGCUACAUACGCUCAAGCACAAACAGCUCAACUAACCACUCGCGAUCACGCUCCUUGUCCUCAGGGAGCUCCUCCCUCACUCCCCUCUCCUCAGCCCCUUCCUGUCUCGACGAGAUGCUAUGCCAGAACAAUCACUGCACAAAUGAAAAAUUACCGGAUAGUGCUGAGUGCUACACUUGCGACAUUCAUCGUAGGAUUUACAAAAACUCCUGGCCCAUGCGUAGUCGCCCGGUCGAUACCAUCCACACUCCCACCAACCAGAACCAAGACUCAGAAGACUCAGCAGUCUCGGAAGACUCCACAGACUCUGACUUUAUGAGUGAAUGA